Molecule: messenger RNA, 3060 nt
Organism: Acanthosepion pharaonis
Lineage: Eukaryota; Metazoa; Mollusca; Cephalopoda; Sepiida; Sepiidae
Source: the annotation of a GenBank genome assembly
AUGGGCAAUAUUCAUACGGCAGGACCAGAUGAGGCGCUCGUUAUUUCGGGUGGCUGCUUUGGAGCAGAGUCUAAAAAGACCAUUGUUGGUAACUGGGGAUGGGCAUGGUGGCUUGUCACUGAUGUACAGAGCAUUUCCCUUGAGGUGAUGACCUUGAAUCCAAUAUGUGAGAGUGUAGAAACUGCAGAAGGUGUCCCUAUCACAGUUACUGGUGUAGCACAAUACUUUUUUCCUUUUUUCUUCCUUUUUCUUUUUCUUUUUUUUCCCCCUCUUUUUUUCUUCCUUUUUUCCUCCUCCUUUUUUCUUCCUUUUUUCCUCCUCCUUUUUUCUUCCUUUUUUCCUCCUCCUUUUUUCUUCCUUUUUUUCCCCUCUUUUUUCUUCCUUUUUUUCCUCCUCCUUUUUUCCCACCUCUUUUUUCUCCUCCUCUUUUUUCUUCCUUUUUUUUCCUCCUCUUUUUUCUUCCUUUUUUUUUCCUCCUCUUUUUUCUUCCUUUUUUUUUCCUCCUCUUUUCUUCCUUUUUUCUUCCUUUUUUCCUCCUCUUUUUCUUUUUUUUCCUCCUCUUUUUCUUCCUUUUUUUUUUCCUCCUCUUUUUUCUUCCUUUUUCUUCCUUUUUUCCUCCUUUUUUUCUUCCUUUUUUCCUCCUCUUUUUCUUCCUUUUUUUCCUCCUCUUUUUCUUCCUUUUUUUCCUCCUCUUUUUUCUUCCUUUUUUUCCUCCUCUUUUUUCUUCCUUUUUUUCCUCCUCUUUUUUCUUCCUUUUUUCCUCCUCUUUUUUCUUCCUUUUUUUCCUCCUCUUUUUUUUUCCUUUUUUUUUUUCCUCCUCUUUUUCUUCUUUUUUUCCUCCUCUUUUUCUUCCUUUUUUCCUCCUCUUUUUUCCUUUUUCUUCCUCUUUUUUCCUUUUUCUUCCUCUUUUUUCCUUUUUCUUCCUCUUUUUUUUCCUUUUUCCUCCUCUUUUUUCUUCCUUUUUCCUCCUCUUUUUCUUCCUUUUUUUCCUCCUCUUUUUCUUCCUUUUUUUCCUCCUCUUUUUUCUUCCUUUUUUUUUCCUCCUCUUUUUUCUUCCUUUUUUUUUCCUCCUCUUUUUUCUUCCUUUUUUUUUCCUCCUCUUUUUUCUUCCUUUUUUUCCUCCUCUUUUUUCUUCCUUUUUUUUUUUGCUCCUCUUUUUUCUUCCUUUUUUUUUGCUCCUCUUUUUCUUCCUUUUUUUUCCUCCUCUUUUUUCUUCCUUUUUUUUCCUCCUCUUUUUCUUCCUUUUUUUCCUCCUCUUUUUUUUUUCUUUUUUCCUCCUCUUUUUCUUCUUUUUUCCUCCUCUUUUUUCUUCCUUUUUUUUCCUCCUCUUUUUUCUUCCUUUUUUUUCCUCCUCUUUUUUCUUCCUUUUUUUUCCUCCUCUUUUUUCUUCCUUUUUUUUCCUCCUCUUUUUUCUUCCUUUUUUUCCUCCUUUUUUCUUCCUUUUUUUUCCUCCUCUUUUUCUUUUUUUCCUCCUCUUUUUUUUUUCCUCCUCUUUUCUUCCUUUUUUUCCUCCUCUUUUUUCUUCCUUUUUUCCUCCUCUUUUUCUUCCUUUUUUUUCCUCCUCUUUUUUCUUCCUUUUUUUUUCCUCCUCUUUUUCUUCCUUUUUUUCCUCCUCUUUUUCUUCCUUUUUUCCUCCUCUUUUUUCUUCCUUUUUUUGAAUUUUUUCUUCCUUUUUUUCCUCCUCUUUUUCUUUUUUUUUCCUCCCUUUUUUUCCUUUUUUUCCUCUUUUUUUUUUUUUUCCUCCUCUUUUUUCUUUUUUUCCUCCUCUUUUUCUUCUUUUUUUUUUUUCCUCCUUCUUUUUUUCCUUCCUUUUUUUUCCUCCUCUUUUUCAUUUUUUUCCUUUUUUUCCUCCUCUUUUUUCUUCCUUUUUUUUCUUUUCUUUUUCCUCUCUUUUUUCUUCCUUUUUUUUUCCUCCUCUUUUUCUUCCUUUUUUCCUCCUCUUUUUCUUCCUUUUUUCUUCCUCUUUUUUUCUUCCUUUUUUUUCCUCCUUUUUUUUCUUCCUUUUUUUCUUCCUUUUUUCCUCCUUUUUUUUCUUCCUUUUUCCUUUUUUUUUCCCCCCUUAGAAAUUCUCGAGGGACUUUAAUAUUUUUUUUAAACUUAGAAAGAUUAGUCUUAUUUACUUGCACAUUGAGUGUUGAGGCUAUCUACCAAGACAGAGACCAAUUUGCUCAGUUGGUACGAGAAGUCGCAGCACCAGAUGUUGGCAGGAUGGGUAUUGAGAUCCUGAGCUUUACAAUCAAAGAUAUUUAUGAUCAAGUAGAAUAUCUUUCAUCCUUGGGAAGAACACAAACAGCAAAUGUAAAGAGAGAUGCUGAUAUUGGAGUUGCUGAAGCUCUCCGAGAUGCCGUCAUAAGGGAAGCAGAAUGUGAAAAAGUUCGGAUGGACUCAAAAUAUGCUGCGGAUGCUAAAAUUGCUGAUGCAACCAGAAUGUUCCAGAUGCAAAAAGCUAGUUUUGAUAUGGAAGUCAAUGCAAAGAAAGCAGAAUCUGAGCUGGCUUAUGAACUCCAAGGUGCCAAAGAGAAACAGAAGAUCCGUACUGAGGAGAUAGAGAUUGAUGUUGUAGAGCGCAGAAAACAAAUUGAUAUUGAAGAGAAAGAAGUUUUGAGAAAAGAGAAAGAACUGGUGGCUACAGUGAAACAGCCUGCCGAAGCCCAAGCAUUCAAAGUAGAAAUGUUGGCUGAAGGACAAAGAACGCAAACAGUGAUGGCUGCCAUGGCUGAAGCAGAAAAGAUCAAACUGAUUGGAGCUGCUGAGGCUACAGCCAUUGAAGCUGUGGGUAAUGCUGAGGCCGAGGAGAUGGUCCUUAAAUCAGGAGCCUAUAAACAAUAUGGAAAGGCUGCUAUGUUGAACCUCAUGCUUGAAACCUUACCUAAGGUUGCUGCUGAAGUGGCUGCUCCACUGUCUAAAACAGAAGAGAUUGUUAUUUUGGGUGAUGACAAAAUGUCUGGAGAAGUUUCGCGCCUUAUCAGCCAACUGCCACCAGCUGUAAAUGCCCUUACAGGAGUUGACCUGUCUAAAGUGCUGAGCAAAGUUCCUGGAGCACAAGCAGCUCAAGCAUAA